AUGGACAAGAGCACCAGCGGCCACCUCAUGCGCACGAGCUCCUCCUCCUCCUCCUCCUCCUCGUCCGCGGCGGGGCCUUCGUCGCCGAAGCGGCCGGCGGGGCGGACCAAGUUCCAGGAGACGCGGCACCCGGUGUUCCGCGGGGUGCGGCGGCGGGGGCGCGCCGGGAGGUGGGUGUGCGAGGUGCGCGUCCCGGGCAGCCGCGGCGACCGCCUCUGGGUCGGCACGUUCGACACCGCCGACGAGGCCGCGCGCGCGCACGACGCCGCCAUGCUCGCGCUCUGCGGGGAGUCGGCCAGCCUCAACUUCCCCGACUCCGCCUGGCUGCUCCACGUCCCGCCCGCCUCCGGCGGCGCCCAGGGCCAGCUGCCCGACGUGCAGCGCGCGGCCAGCGAGGCCGUGGCGGAGUUCCUGCGCCGGGGCGCCCAGGGGCGCGCCGCCGCGUCGAGCGCUCCUCCCUCGGAGCCCGCCAGUAGUGCCCCUCCGUCCUCAUCGCCGGUGACUUCUGCGCCGACAGUCGUGACAGGCGCCGCUUCCGCUGCGGCUACGCUGGACAACGGCAUGCUUAACGGCGACAUGUUCGGCGAUAUGCGCGCCGACCUGUACUACGCGAGCUUGGCGCAGGGGCUGCUCAUGGAGCCGCCGCCGCCGCCGGCCGGCGUGGAGUGCUGCGACGACGAAGGAUCCGGCGGCGCUGAAAUGGAGCUGUGGAGCUAG
Messenger RNA from Oryza brachyantha (malo sina), 717 nucleotides. Its product is annotated as dehydration-responsive element-binding protein 1J-like. Bases 1 to 717 code for a protein of 238 amino acids. The record is from RefSeq and is a predicted model, not a curated record. Lineage: Eukaryota; Viridiplantae; Streptophyta; Magnoliopsida; Poales; Poaceae. The transcript has a single exon. Gene Ontology annotation, biological process: regulation of DNA-templated transcription. Gene Ontology annotation, molecular function: DNA-binding transcription factor activity; DNA binding.